Populus trichocarpa (black cottonwood) is the source of this 1532-nucleotide messenger RNA. RefSeq names its product NAC domain-containing protein 7. Gene Ontology annotation, molecular function: DNA binding. Lineage: Eukaryota; Viridiplantae; Streptophyta; Magnoliopsida; Malpighiales; Salicaceae. The transcript has 3 exons. The record is from RefSeq and is a predicted model, not a curated record. Gene Ontology annotation, biological process: regulation of DNA-templated transcription. Bases 1 to 1092 code for a protein of 363 amino acids.
AUGAAUUCUUUUACACACGUUCCUCCUGGUUUUCGAUUCCAUCCUACCGAUGAAGAACUUGUCCAUUACUACCUUAGAAAAAAAGUAAAUUCAAGAAGGAUUGACCUAGAUGUCAUUAAGGAUGUCGAGCUUUACAAGAUUGAGCCAUGGGAUCUUCAAGAACUGUGCCGAAUAGGAACCGAGGAGCAAAAUGAAUGGUACUUUUUUAGCCACAAAGAUAAGAAGUAUCCUACUGGGACUCGCACAAAUAGAGCCACUGUUGCAGGAUUUUGGAAAGCAACAGGUAGAGACAAGGCAAUUUAUUCGAAGCACGACUUGAUCGGAAUGAGGAAGACCUUAGUCUUUUAUAAAGGUCGAGCUCCGAAUGGACAGAAAUCGGACUGGAUUAUGCAUGAGUACAGACUUGAAACAGAUGAAAAUGGGACUCCACAGGAAGAAGGUUGGGUUGUGUGCAGGGUGUUCAAGAAGAGAAUACCAACGAUGCCAAAAGUGAGUGAGCAUGAAUCAGUUUGCUGGUAUGAUGAUCAAGUUGCAUUCAUGCAUGACUUGGAUUCACCAAAGCAAAACUUCCAGCCUGACUUAGGUUAUCAAUUCCCUUACUCCUGCAAGAAAGAGCUGGAUUUUCAGUACCAAAUCCCUCAUGAUCACUUCCUCCAGCUCCCACUUCUACAAAGUCCUAAACUUCUGCAAUCGGCUCCUACAUUAAGUUGCAAUUCCAUCAAUGCUGCAUAUGGCCUAGACAUAAACCAGACAAGCACUUUUCAAUCCUCAACACUCACACAAGAAGAUCACGUUCAACAAACACAUGAGCAAAGAUUUCCCACCAUCUAUGGUAACAACAACAGCAAUCAUGAGCAAGCAGUUGAUCAAGUCACAGACUGGAGAGUGCUUGACAAAUUUGUUGCUUCUCAAUUGAGCCACGAAGAUGUGAUCAAGGAAACUAACCACCCAAAUGCUAGCAACAACAUUUUCAACACAUCAUCAGUCCACGCAGCAAACAUACUUGUUAGACACUUGAAUAAGCAAGAAGCAUCCGUGCAGGAAAACGCCUCGACGUCAACCUCCAGUUGUCAAAUUGAUCUAUGGAAGUGAUGAUAUCCAGCCAAAAUCUAUGAUUCAUGGCAUAAACUGAUCAUAGGAUGUUUCAGUUUGAAAGCCAAGGGAAAUUAUUAUGAUUUUAAUUAAGUUCCUGUACAUAAUAAAACAUAAAACAACAUAUGUAGCUUUAACUGUUGUUGUCCUAGCUAUAGCACAUAUAUAAAUUAAGUUAAUUAAUACAACAAAACUAGACUAUCGAAAACCAUUAUGUUUAAUUUCUUGUAAGAUGAAAUGUUUCUUAAGUGGAUUGUGGGAGCUGAGAGUUGGUGUGAGUAAAGGGGUACUUCAAGCAAGUACGUAAAGGUUUAAUAUUGUGUAGCCUAUGGUCUAGCGGCCAUGUACGUGCUGUUUAUGGAAUCUAUGAGAUUAUCGAUAUCAAAUCUGCCUGUAAUUUCAACUUUGAAAUAUUAGAAUGAAGCCUUUCUGUUCUUCUU